Neodiprion fabricii is the source of this 2598-nucleotide messenger RNA. RefSeq names its product hornerin-like. The record is from RefSeq and is a predicted model, not a curated record. The transcript has 4 exons. The coding region runs from base 76 to 2226 and encodes 716 amino acids. NCBI's taxonomy places the organism in Eukaryota, Metazoa, Arthropoda, Insecta, Hymenoptera, Diprionidae.
UAUAACUGGGUGUGCGAUACAGCGCGAGAGGUCAGUCUACGCUGUCACUCACAAGGACCCAAACCCAUAACGAAGAUGCGGACGCUGCCGCAUCGGUCUGCGCUCCUGGGCAUCUUGGCCAUCACGGUCUUGACAGGAUGCGUUGGCUCUUCGGGAGCCCAAAGCCAUUGCCUUGAUCCAGCGUACGCGCAGUCCAGAAGGCGAUCGACGACGCGGACCGUUAAGACUCCCAGUACCACGAAUCAACCGGCAGUCACUACAUCGGUUGCCUUCGAGCCGCAGCGGAUGUACAGCACAAGAAUACAACGGAGGAUCGCAUCUCCUACCGUAACGCCGGUUCGCCAAUUUAAAACUACGCGAACUCACGCCACCGUUCGGCCGGAUGUCACUACGACAAUUGCCUACGAGCCACAACGAAUGCCGAGCAUGAGAAUCCAGCGGAGGCUCCCGUCUCCCACUGAAUCGCCUACCCGUCAAUUAAUGACUACGUUGAAUCCCGAUGUCGUUGAAAGUGCGUCGAAACCGAUAGCCAGGAGGAUGCGGAAGUCCAAGAAACAGAACAACGCCGCCAUGAUCGACGAGGCAUCGUCCUUGGUCUCGGUCGCUACCGCUCCUCGAAUCAACGAUCUCGUGCAUCCGGCACCGUCCACCUUAUCCAGACGGUAUUCAACCGAGGAUGCGACGCCGGGACAACGCCGUCGAGUCGCUCCGAGGGAGCAACCGAGCCCCUUCAACAUGAAUCAGUAUCUCGGAUUACCCAGAUCCAGCCCGACGCUCCGCGAUUCGAUGAUCCGAACGACAACCGCACUACCGCAGCUAGAGAACCUUGUUACCGAGCUUAAUCCUCAUACCUUGGCAGGGUACACCUUGGCCGCAAAUUCCUACGGGCACACUUCGAUACCACUUCUGCACAACGCUGCUUCCAAUGACGCGAUACAGGCAACCGCUACGCCGUUCGUACCCAGAGGUACAGUUCGGCAUCGUGACGAGAUCUCUCAGACCACGGAAAGUUUCACCAAGCUACAAAUUGAUCUUGAUAAUCAAGGGGAGAGUGAAACCAACAAGGGACGAUUAGAGAACGAAAGUAGCGAUUCUACUGCUACCGACACUGUCAAUGAGACUCCGAUGGAGGACACCAGCGAUUCGGCCAAUGUUGAGCAUCUAGGAUAUAGCUAUGCAGGCGCUGACGACAGUGAAGAAGAAAUGCAAGCUGAAAAUUAUAAGGUUCAUGAAAAUACCCACAAAGGGGGCGGCGGAGGACAUGGUGGACAUGGCGGAGGCAAAGGAGGCGGAGGACAUGGUGGAGGUGGACAUGGCGGAGGACACGAUGGUCAUGGCGGAGGUAAAGGCGGCGGAGGACAUGGUGGACAUGGCGGAGGCAAAGGUGGCGGAGGACAUGGUGGAGGUGGACAUGGCGGAGGACACGAUGGUCAUGGCGGAGGUAAAGGCGGCGGAGGACAUGGUGGAGGUGGUGGAGGAGGACAUGGCGGUGGUGGAGGAGGUGAAGGUGAUCAUAAAUUCGAAAAGGGGGGUGGCGAAGAGCACAAAGACCAUCAUCACGAAUCCCACGGUCAAUCGGGAGAAAAGAACUACAAAGGGCACCAUGAGUACGACAAGGGGGAGAAAGGUUACCACGACAAAGAAAAGCACAGCGGUCAUUAUGCCGAGAAAAAGGGUGACGAAAAGAAGCACCACGCGGAGAGUGGAUACCACGGGGAGCAUCACCACGGCGAAAAGGGAGUCAAAGAAGCGAACUUUGGCGAGAAGGGCGAGCAUCAAAAGGGACACAGUACGAAAGGGGAGCAUUCUAUCCACAAGAAGGACGAGUACGAGAAAAAAACGGAAUUCUUCGACGAGUUCCACGAGGAUGGAGGUAACGAGAAGCACGGUGAAUUCCAUCACGAGCACGACUUGAAAAAGGGAGGCCACGAAAAGUCUUCCCAUCUCGACGCCGGUGAGCACGAAGUGAAACACGGCAAAGAGCACAAACACGACAAGGGCCAUCAUUACCACGAGGACAAGGGACACAAACAGGCCGACGGGCACGAGGCCCACCACAAGCACGACGACAAGUUAGGCAAGAAAGAGUCCCACGAGGAAGCGAAAAAAUGGGCUUUCAGAAAGGGUGACGACGGGGCCGGAGGCGGCGGUGGAAAAAAGGAGGGAGACGGUGGCAAGAAGGAGGGAGGCGGUGGAAAGAAGGAGGGUGGCGGUGGUCACCACUGAGGAUCACCGUGAUCCGAAAAAUUAUUAAUCCCAUAAUCGAAUUCAGUAAGAAGCCUGAAGUGAUCAGGAGAGAUUGACUACGAAGAGGCAUCGAAUCGUCGGACUGAACGGAUUGGUUCGAGUGUUGAAAGCUGCUUCGGCACCGUUUCUUUCUAUCAUCUUGUCGCCGAUUUUCCUACGUGUGAACACCAAGUCGAAGCUCGAGGAUUUAAAUGUCGGCUGAACGAAAAUCGGCGACGGUGUCGACGGUCCUCACGUAACGCGUACAUAACACGUAUACAGUAUCACGCAUGUAUCAUACACACACUGACUGCACCACCCCAAUGUUAUUAUGACGUCUAAUAUAUGGCUAGUUGAAUUGUUAAUCGUUGA